AUGGAUUGCCGACCGACGGGCAAGCGCCUCAUUGGCGCCCCCCCCGCCCGUAAGCAGCCCGUCGAUGCAACUGGCUCGCGCGGCCACGGCCGCAACGACGCGUCGCCGGCGGCGCUCACUCGAGCCCGAGCCCUCCGCGACGGCAACGCCAGAAACUUGCGGACAGCAACGGUCGCAGGCACUUCGAUGGACCCGACCUUCAAGCCGGGAAGCAGCAUCCUCGUCGAGGCGCGAUCGGCCACCGCGGAGGAGGAUCGGGGCGACGUCGUGGUACUCCGCUCGCCAGAGGAGGGCUGCGAGGAUGAUCUGCUCACCAAGCGCGUAGUCGGCCUCGAGCGAGACUGGCUGUAUGCGAGGGACGGGAGGUUGGUGAGGGUGCCGACUGCGCACGUCUGGGUGGAGGGUGACAACGCCUCCAACUCGAAUGAUAGCACGCACUACGGCGCAGUUCCUCGGGACAAACUGGUGGGCACGGCCGUGGCUAAGGUGUGGCCGCCCGCAGAGGCGGGCCCUGUCGCGGACCGGCACGAGGAGUGCGAGGCUCGCGUCAUCCCUGCGGAGGAGGCGCGCCGGCUGAGGAGCCGCAAGACGGAGACGGGAGAGACGCUGCGGAUCGCGCUCCGCGCCAGCCGGGACGCGAUGCAAGAGUACGUCGGUUGGACCCCUCCCGAGGACAAGGCGUCAGGGCGGCCCGCAGGCGCAUAG
Molecule: messenger RNA, 705 nt
Organism: Emiliania huxleyi CCMP1516
Lineage: Eukaryota; Haptophyta; Isochrysidales; Noelaerhabdaceae
Exons: 2
Coding region: 1-705 (234 amino acids)
Biological process (GO): mitochondrial respiratory chain complex assembly
Cellular component (GO): membrane; mitochondrial inner membrane peptidase complex
Molecular function (GO): serine-type endopeptidase activity
Source: RefSeq, a predicted model, not a curated record